AAACACCACCUGCUUAUCUCAAACACGCCAAUCCACCCCGAUCUCAUCCUUAGACCCAAUCUUCUUCGGCUUGCACAAUACACGUCUUGCUACAAAGAACACAGCGCCCGCCAUAGAAGCCCCCACUAUACGAACAUCUACAAAAUGGAAUCUGUCCCGCAAAUCGUACUACCUCCUGAAAUGGACCUGCCUUUGAAAUCAGACGCCAAAUCGAACAACCGCAAAAGCAAGGCGCCGUGGCAGUUGGCGCAGCCACACAGGGCAAAACACCAAGCUAAUCCAUACGCCAAUGCUGGCACCAGCACGGCAGCGCCAUACACAGAAUCCGUCGCCGCCACAGCCGCACCCCCUGCCGGCAACUCCCUUGCUGUUCCAGGAUCUGCGGCCCUGAAAAUACGCAAAAAUAACCGCCGCUUGUCUAUCCACGCACUGGCCACGGCAGCACACGGCCCCCAUUUCGAUGCCGCGGGGCUUCCCCCGUUGCCCUCAAACGCCCUGGUGUACCGCACGGCGACCAACAACUCGGACGUGGCGCUGAUGCGCGCGUACCCGCCUCGGAACCAACGCGAAGACGACGUGGUGGACAUGAUCCGCACCGAGCUCCGUACCAAGGAUGCCACGGCUAUUGCUGACUUCCACCAGUCGCUUGUGGGCCAGCGGGCGCGUGUGGAGAAGCGGGUCCAGGACAAAAUCGACGAGAACCAGAAAAACAUCCUCCAAUUGACGGACAACUUGCAGGUCACGCAGCAGCAGCUUCUCCUGCUCCGUGUUCUGACCAAGGAGUUGUAUGGCAUCAUCCGCGAGCUCACAGACGCCGCGGAGCGGCGCUUGGAGCUCGAGCUUGCCGAGCCUGAUGCGGCGCGUGAUGGCCUGGUGGGUCCGAGACAAACAAAGGGACAGAACAGAGACCGCUCGUCCUUGCAGCUGUUGUACAAGCAUGUAGAUGGUGCGCAGAAGUUUGUGCAAGAAAUGCCCGGCCGCCACAUCUUGGGCGAAAGUGGCCGCUGGCAUGGCAUCAACGUCGGCACGUGGAAGCCAUCUGAGCCCAUUCACCUAUUCUUGCUCAAUGACUCCGUGUUGGUGGCUACUCGUAAGAAAACCCAGGACUCAAGCUCAAAGAGACUCCAGGCCGCGCACUUCUGGCCCCUCGCCGCAGUCGAAAUCACCCAGAUCACCCCACCCAAAAAGCAAGUGACGGACGACUCCCAGGGCUACGUGAUAAAUCUACGCUCGAACUCUUUGAGCUAUGUCUACCAGACAGACCGCUACGACCAUUUCAUGCGCGUCAUGAAUGCCUACCAGCGAGGCAAGGCCGAGGUCUCGAAGAAACAGCGUCUUAUGGAGGAGCAGGAUGGAAGACCAAGGAACACACAAGACGCGGGCCAUCGCAGAAACGCAAGCUCAAACAGCAUCAUGGAUGAGUGCACCGAUAAGCGGCAACUUCGGGACUCAUUGCGGACCUCUGGUCUCACAGAGAAGGGCACACCCCACGCGAGGGACUCAAACAGUGCUCAUAGAUCCAACUCUCACCGAAAUAGCGCCGACAUCAUCUUGAAAGAUCUUUCUGCACGUGUGCAUUCCAGGAACCGGUCUCAUGAUUUCAUGAAACAAGAAAAAACAAGUGCGGACGUCAAGAACCCAGCUCAGCUUUUCAUUGAGCUCAAAACAAAUGAGGACAAGCUCGACGAAGUUGACGUUCACUUGGCUCAUAAUGAGUACAUGAGUGCAGUUGGUCUCAUCAAACACAUAGACGCCAGACUCACCAGUGUUUUUGACAGGAUUCAAAGUGCCAAGCCCGAUGAUAAUCAGGCAGAGGAAUUACGGCUACUAGUCGAUGUUGUAAAGUUGAAGAUUUCCAACCGUAAGAUGAAGGUUCAGGAGGGUUUACUGUUUGACCUUACUCACACAAUUGCUACUUUGACUGUUGAACAGAUUGCCAACAUCAUAGAGUUUUAUUUGAGUUUCGGAAAACUCGAAGAAGGCUUAAAUGCUAUUCUCGAUGCUUUGUCAUCGCAACUAUCUGGAAUUGUGGGCAGGCUCACUUCAAAUGCUCAUGGAUCCACCAGAGUCGACAUCGUGAAUUACCUUUCGAAUCUUAUCAUUGUUCAUGUGCUGAUCAUCAAACGUGCUGUGAAUAUCCAUAGGUUUUGCAUCAUUCCAAUUCUAAAACGCGAGAGCUCGAAGACUGUUGAUUCUAGUGGGUUUGUGACAUGGUCUAUAUCCGAAAUGGAACUGCUUGUUGAAUUGAUCAAGAAACACGCGUCUGGGUCACUCUUAGUGGAGGAUGUGGAUGUGUGGAAAAUCAAAGAUGUGAAGUACUACGACGAGCUUCUUAAAGUAAUGGAAUCUCAGCUCAAGCUCUUGAAGAGCGAGGGCUUGAAUGUGGAUUACUUAUUUGAUGAAAUUAUACAUUGCUCGGCUGUGGGUGCGUGACAUUGGUCUUAGUCAAAAAUAUAUAGAACAAACGGUCAAUCCACCAAGGCUAAUUCAAGGCUAGAGCUUUGCAUAGUAAGACGUGAUGUCAUACUUUUCUCGCAAAAUGGCGCCUUUUCUUUUCAAAUACCAAACAGAUAACACAGAUGCAGAAACGACACCAGCGUAUAUACAAAAUAGUACACCUGUGCCUAAAGCAUUGAUCAAAGGUUCAGUUAUGAAAGUCGCAACCGCAGCCAAAAUCUGACGAACGAGGUUGUUCAAGGCCACGCCUGUGGCCCCUUUUCCCGGUAGAAGAUCGGUUAAAUAAGUCAAUGUGCAGCCAAUAACAAUCAUGGAUCCUAGGCCGAACAAGGUGCUUCCAACUAGUGGAGUUACCCAGUGCUGUUUUUU
Molecule: messenger RNA, 2826 nt
Organism: Metschnikowia bicuspidata var. bicuspidata NRRL YB-4993
Lineage: Eukaryota; Fungi; Ascomycota; Pichiomycetes; Serinales; Metschnikowiaceae
Gene: EXO84
Product: exocyst subunit
Exons: 2
Coding region: 145-2433 (762 amino acids)
Biological process (GO): Golgi to plasma membrane transport; exocytosis; intracellular protein localization
Cellular component (GO): exocyst
Source: RefSeq, a predicted model, not a curated record